This is a messenger RNA of Dendroctonus ponderosae (mountain pine beetle), 1270 nucleotides long. Its product is annotated as structure-specific endonuclease subunit SLX1. The transcript is spliced from 4 exons. Gene Ontology annotation, cellular component: Slx1-Slx4 complex. Gene Ontology annotation, molecular function: 5'-flap endonuclease activity; crossover junction DNA endonuclease activity. NCBI's taxonomy places the organism in Eukaryota, Metazoa, Arthropoda, Insecta, Coleoptera, Curculionidae. The record is from RefSeq and is a predicted model, not a curated record. Bases 150 to 908 code for a protein of 252 amino acids. Gene Ontology annotation, biological process: double-strand break repair via homologous recombination.
AUAACCAUAGUUUUAUAAUCUGUGAACGCAACCUUUAACAACAAAAAUCUGAAUGUUUAUCAACGUUAACGUCAAAUUUGAGUUGAAGAAAAUCAAAAUCAGGUUCAUAGAAUGGAGAGCUUAUUUUCGUCGUUUUUUCGUAGUUCAAGAUGACGACAGCUUUUCAUGGAGUGUAUUUGCUGUAUUGCGAAAAUCCAAAAUAUCUUGGACGUUGCUACAUAGGGUAUACAGUUGACCCCAAUCGCAGAAUAGUAAAGCAUAAUAAAGGGAAGCAAUAUGGGGGCGCGUAUCGGACCAGCCAACGAGGGCCUUGGACCAUGGUGCUGAUUGUACACGGAUUUCUGGACGAGAUCUCUGCGCUCAAGUUUGAAUGGGCUUGGCAACACUCACAAAAAUCAAGGCGAUUGCAACAUGUGGCCAAGAAAAAAUCCAGAGAAAAGUCGUUUGAUUUCUAUUUGACCGUAUUGGGGCAAAUGUUGCAAGUGGGGCCAUGGCAGCGCCUGCCGUUAACCAUCCGCUGGCUCAAUAAUGCUUUGGCUACAGAUUUUCUGCCUGGGAAAAAGCUUCCACCACACAUGCUGGUUUGCCGAGGAGCACACGUCCAAUCGAGGUUUAGGGAUUGCAUUCCAGUAGAGUCAGGAACCGCCAAUUCAACGUGUGACUUGUGCUUUGGAGUUUUGAGCAGUGCCAAGCAGGUGACAUGUUUAAACAAAGAAUGUAACAUAAGAUGCCAUUUGAUUUGUCUCUCAAAGCAUUUCCUGGUGAUUGGAGAGUACGUACCGAUUCAAGGGAAUUGCCCCAAAUGUAAACGAACGUUUUUAUGGGGUGAUAUUGUCCGAAACUUUACAGGCUGCUACGAAAACGUUGAUUUUACAUACGACGCGUCAGACGCCCAUGUAAUUGCUUAGGUUCAAAUUGAGCUUGACUCCGUUCUGUUUCAUAACUACUAUUUUGCGAUACAUCUUUUAAACAAACACUUAAUAGUCAUAGUCGUCGCCUCUGCUAAAUAGGCCAUCAUCGCCGUAGUCAUCAUACUCGUCCACUCCUGGGGGGACAAACGCCCCAUUUAACGCCUCAGAAAUUUGUUCUCCUAGUCCUACUCUGGUGGCCACUCCGUAAAUCAGUCUCAUCACGGCUAAUCUAAAAUUGAUAUUGCCACAAAUAUUGUAAAUUGGACCUAGAAGAUGCAUUUAAGUUUUACAAUGCAGAAAAUAAUUAUGUUGGUGUCCCCAUGAAUCACUAUUAAACGGCGCUCACCUUAUAAAGUUGA